AUGGGCGGUGGAAAGAACCCCCCAUCCCAUCACAGCUUGAAAAUGGCGGAAAAGUUGGCCCAUAGCCUCAAUGUUCAUUUACAUGCCGUGGUAGACCUGGGAAGCAACGGCAUUCGAUGUUCCAUUUCAGACCUUUCAAGUCCCACUACUCGCGUCAUUCCUACUGUUCACUUUCACCGCGUCAAUGUCUCUUUGUACGAGGCGCAGAUGGACUCUGACACGGGACGCCGCGUCCCAAUCCCCCAAUCGGUGAUCGACAGGGUCGUCAGCGCCAUUGUGAGAUUUCAGAUAAUCUGUACAGAAAUAGGCGUCCCGCCCAACAAUAUUCGUCUUAUUGCCACGGAGGCGACUCGAACUGCUAUUAACUCUGCGGCGUUUACCGAUGCGAUACGCAAAACGACCGGCGUUGUCGUGGAGAUGCUUCCAAAGGAGGAGGAAGGUAUCGUCGGGGCGUGGGGCAUCGCAAGCAGCUUUUCGGAUGUGGAAGGUCUGGCCUUGGAUCUGGGAGGGGGCAGCAUGCAAAUGACCUGGAUCAGCUCCCACGCCGGGAAUGUUCGCAUUAGCCCCCGGGGCUCAGUCAGUUUUCCUUACGGAGCAGCAGCGUUGACUCAGAAGUUGGCGGACUUGAAGCGGGGCAAAAGCAAGGACGAAGCGGGAAAGGCCAAGGAGCAAUUCCGUCAAGAGAUGGCUGAGAACUUCCGGGCCGCCUUUGACCGUCUCGAAGUACCUGAAAGUAUGAUUGAUAAGGCCCGAUCCCAAGGAGGAUUCCCACUAUAUCUAUCCGGUGGAGGCUUCCGUGGAUGGGGCUAUCUUCUCUUAUACCUGCACCAGACAAGGGGUCAGGAUUAUCCCAUCUCGAUUAUCAACGGGUAUUCGGCGCUCAAGCAGGACUUUGAAAACACAAAGGCCCUGGAGGAAGUGGCCCGCACCGCACACGAGAUUUUCCGAGUCUCAGAUCGGCGGCGCAAACAAGUCCCCUCUGUUGCAUUCCUGGUGAAUGUGUUGGCCGAAUCAUUACCGCACGGGAUCAAGGAGGCACAUUUCUGCCAGGGGGGCGUCAGAGAAGGAAUACUCUUCCGUGAUAUGCUCCCAGUAGUCCGUCAACAAGAUCCGCUCGAGGUUGCAACUGCCCGUUACGCCACUUCAUCAGCCCACGAAAUCGCUGAGUUGAUGCUGUCCGCCCUUCCCCGGCCUGUGGAAGGCCGCUCUGUUCCAUCUUCUGUCACUGUACAUCUGGUUCAAGCCUUUGCCAACUCUCUCUUUGUUCAUGCAACCAUGCCUAAGGAGCUAUCUUCAAGUGCUGCCAUGUAUAGCACAAGCACUGGAAUUCUCGCAUCCACCCAUGGAAUUCCUCACUCACAUCGCGCUCUUCUGGCAUUGAUGCUUCAAGAACGGUAUGGCGGAGAAUUACCACCGCGUGAUGUCGAGUUAAAAACUCAUCUGCAAGGAAUUCUCACCCCAGAAGAGGUCUGGUGGACACGUUAUAUUGGUAAAUUAGGACUUGUUCUCGGUCAGUUGUAUCCUACUGGAUUCAUCGACUCCUCCAAACCACGUAUUGUUCCAUCUGCCCGGUGGGUGCAUGGACUUGGCAAAAAGGGAAACAAGGAUGGAUUGGAGUUGGAAAUUUCUCUUCAGAAAGCCGCAUAUGACCCUACUCAUCUUAAAGAGGAACUUAACCAUGACGUGCAGAAGAUUGUGAAAGUUGGGAAACGGAAGCACUGGAUUGGAGGAAAGGACGGUUGGGGCGUCAAAGUGGUUGUUUUGGUACGAGAAGAGGAGUUGUUGCAAUGA
This is a messenger RNA of Penicillium verhagenii, 1791 nucleotides long. RefSeq names its product putative transcription regulator (RTG2). Bases 1 to 1791 code for a protein of 596 amino acids. The record is from RefSeq and is a predicted model, not a curated record. NCBI's taxonomy places the organism in Eukaryota, Fungi, Ascomycota, Eurotiomycetes, Eurotiales, Aspergillaceae. The transcript is spliced from 2 exons. Gene Ontology annotation, biological process: regulation of transcription by RNA polymerase II.